AUGCAAAGUCCUGCAGCUGGGGAGAAACAGCCUCAGGCACCAGUAUGUGCUGGUGGCCAUGCAGCUGGAAAGCAGCAUGGCAGAAAAGGACAUGGGGACCCUGAUGGCCACCAAGUAGAACGUAAGCCAGCACCUUGCCCUUGUGGCAAAGAAGGUGAUGGCCAGUCUGAUAUUUUGUACAAAUUUUGGACUGCAGUAACUCGGACACUUUCCUCUCAGUUUCAGUCAGCAACAGACUCCUCUAUGUUUUUGAAACAAGCUUUUGAAGGAGAAUACCCUAAAUUACUGAGGCUUUAUAAUGACUUGUGGAAGCGCCUGCAGCAAUAUAGCCAAAAUAUUCAGAGGAAUUUUAACACAACUGGAGCUACUGAUCUCUUUGCUGAACUACAACAAAUGGAAGAAGAUGCACAGGACAUAUUCAUGCAAAAAACCCAAGAUUAUGAUCCAGAAAAAGCCUUGAAAGAUUCAUUGCAACAAUAUGAAGCUGCAUAUUUGUCAAAAUCCUUAUCUCGACUCUUUGAUCCCAUCAAUCUCGUCUUCCCUCCUGGAGGUCGGAAUCCUCCUUCUUCUGACGAACUUGACAGCAUCAUUAAAACUGUAGCCAGUGAACUAAAUGUGGCUGCUGUUGAUCCAGAUCUGAGUUUAGCUGUUGCAAAAAAUGUGGCAAAGACCAUUCAGCUCUACGGUGUAAAGUCUGAGCAGCUUCUGUCUACUCAAGGAGAUGCCAGCCAAGUGAUUGGACCGCUGACAGAAGGACAAAGGAGGAACAUGGCUGUAGUUAAUUCGCUGUAUAAACUGCACCAGUCAGUUCUGAAGGUCAUUACCAAUCAGAGCUCAUUUCCAGCAGCCGCUGAGCAAACAGUCACAACUGCCUUAAAGGCAGUCCAUGAUCUAAUGGGUAGUGCUGUUCAACCGUUACUGAACUCUGUAGAAGAUUCAGUAGAAGCUAUUAUCAUCACUAUGCACCAGGAAGAUUUUUCUGGAUCAUUAUCCAGCUCAGGAAAACCAGAUGUCCCUUGUUCUCUGUACAUGAAAGAACUACAGGGUUUUAUAGCGAGAGUCAUGAGCGACUACUUCAGACAUUUUGAGUGUUCUGAUUUUGUCUUUGAUAACACUGAAGCCAUGGCUCAAAGAGCAAUUGAACUUUUCAUUCGCAAUGCCAGUCUAAUAAGGCCCCUCGGUGAAGGUGGGAAGAUGCGGCUUGCAGCGGAUUUUGCACAGAUGGAGUUAGCAGUGGCACCACUGUGUCGGCGAGUCUCUGACCUAGGAAAACCCUAUAGACAGCUGAGGUCAUUCAGACCGCUGCUGUUCCAGACCAGUGAGCAUAUUGCCAGUAGCCCAGCUCUGGGAGAGGUUAUUCCAUUCAGCAUUAUCCUUCAGUUCUUAUUUGCAAGAGCACCACCAGAGUUAAAAUCACCCUUCCAGAGGGCUGAGUGGUCCAUUGCCCGCUACUCCCAGUGGCUUGAUGAUCAUCCAUCUGAAAAAGACAGGCUCGCUCUCAUACGGUAA
This is a messenger RNA of Apaloderma vittatum (bar-tailed trogon), 1509 nucleotides long. Its product is annotated as conserved oligomeric Golgi complex subunit 5-like. The record is from RefSeq and is a predicted model, not a curated record. Lineage: Eukaryota; Metazoa; Chordata; Aves; Trogoniformes; Trogonidae. Gene Ontology annotation, cellular component: COG complex. The transcript is spliced from 13 exons. Gene Ontology annotation, biological process: intra-Golgi vesicle-mediated transport. Bases 1 to 1509 code for a protein of 502 amino acids.